Messenger RNA from Adineta ricciae, 1590 nucleotides. Lineage: Eukaryota; Metazoa; Rotifera; Eurotatoria; Adinetida; Adinetidae. The record is from the annotation of a GenBank genome assembly.
AUGCAAACAGCCAUUGGCGCAAAUUUCGACCAAUCAGGCUGCUUGAAACUUGAAUUAUCUCCAAAAAAAAACUUCAGAAAUAAGAAUCUAUAUGCUGACAUUAAAUACUUAAUCCGAUCGAUAUUUUCAAUAAUUUUCUUCAACAAAAACAAUCUGAUGGCCAAUUCGAAUGAAAAUAUAAGCAGUAGUGAUAAACAACAAGAUGAGAUAAGCUCAUUACUUCGAGCCGAUCAAUACGAUGUUUCAUUAACCUUACAACUCGAUGAAUCUUAUCCAUCGAAACCGCCUGAAAUUAUCAUAACUGCUCCUCGACUAACGCCCGAUCAAGUUUCACUCGUUCAACAACUUCUUCUAUCGUAUAGCAAAACACUACUCAAUCAACCGAUGGUUCUCUCCAUCUAUUCACGAUUAUUACAAUGGUUUGCAGAGAAUAAUAUUCAAGCAUUCGAAACCAGUGCAAACAACAGCAGCAAUGCACCGAGUUCACGUUCACUACCUGAUGCUGUGUCAAAUGCGCCAUCCGUUUCAACACAAAAUUCGACAGACGCAGCAAAGAAAAGUUCAAUGAAGACAGCUGAAGAUGUGAUAUCGCGUAUCGAAUGGGAUGAUCGUCUUGACAAACGUUAUUUUCGCGUUGGUUAUGUCGAUCGGUUUCUUGGUUUACAAGAGAAAGCGUUCAAUGAUUUUGAUUUUAAGGUCGAUUUAUCCACCGUUAGUGACCGACACUCAAACAUUCUUGCCAUACCUAAACAUCGUAUUCAAUAUUUUAAAUACAACAAUGAAAUUAUUUGGGAUAAAGAAACCCGAACUGAUUUGAUGUUUGGUUCGACAGGCAACCAACAAACAAUCUAUGAUGUGAUACAACGCCAUGAUAAUUUAAUGGAAAAUAAUCAUGUGACAACAAUAUCCGAUGACGAAAUAGACCACGAUGGUGAACAACCGAUUACUUUACCAAGAUAUUUAACGCUAACAGAUGGAACAUACAAACCCAACUAUUUUCUUUCAGUGCCCAUCACCGACUCCACUCUUCUUGCUCAUUAUAUUUCUUAUCGUGAUCAUUUACUUUCGACUUACCCUUCAUAUUUUUCUGCACGUACGAACUCCUCCGAUUCAGUUCAUCUUCAUGUGACACUUUUAACAUUAUAUAUUGAAUCAACGACCUACGUUGACCAAUGCGCAACGGUAUUGAAACAACUCCAAGAGGAACUACGAUACCACUGUUCUUAUCCCGAACCGAUUUGUCUGGAAUUCAAUGGGGUUGGCGCAUUCCAUGAUCGACUUUUAUAUAUCAAGUGUAAACACAAUCAACGUGUAGAAAACUUACGUACGUUGAUUGUUGAGCGUUUUUCUGAACAACAACAGAAGCAAAAAUUAACAAAUUUGUUUUUCGCGGGUAAUUAUUAUGGAUUCGUUCCACAUAUAACUUUAUUGAAAUGUAAACGCAAACUUUCGUCCGUAUGUCCAAAUGAAUUCGACGAGAAGUCGUUCGGCAAACAAACAAUCGAUUGUUUACAAUUGUGUUCAAUUGGUAAAAUAGAUGACGACGACGAACAAACUGCCAAAUGUUUGUUUAAACUUGAAUUGAGUUGA